Messenger RNA from Phalaenopsis equestris, 1065 nucleotides. RefSeq lists its product as uncharacterized. NCBI's taxonomy places the organism in Eukaryota, Viridiplantae, Streptophyta, Magnoliopsida, Asparagales, Orchidaceae. The record is from RefSeq and is a predicted model, not a curated record. The transcript has 4 exons. Bases 1 to 1065 code for a protein of 354 amino acids.
AUGAUGACUGUCAAGGUUGUGCUGUGUUUGGUAGCAGAGGACGAUCUACAUCUGGAGCGGAUGAAUGUAAGAAAAACUUUCUUACAUGGAAAUCUGGAGGAUGAGCUAUACUUGAUGAAAACACAAGGUUAUAAGGUUCUAGGCAAAGAAUGUUUGGUCUGCAAAUUGAAGAAGAGUAUAUAUGGCUUGAAGAAGGCCCCGAGACAGCGGUACAAGAGUGUCCGGUUCUUCAUAAUUCCCUUAUUCUUCUUCUUCUUCUUCUUAUCAUUUUAUCCCAAUCUUCUCUUCUCCAUUAGCAAUAACAAUACAGACUACAAAGCACUUAUAUCUUUCAAGAAUGGGCUGUUGAAGCAGCAAAAUAGUUCUUCUUCUUCUGCUGCCACUUUUAUCCUGAACUCAUGGGGGGACGACAAUAACAAGCAUUUCUGCUCAUGGGAAGGGGUCACAUGCGGCCGCAAGCAUCCGGACAGAGUGACAGGCUUGGAUCUCGGCUCCACCGGCUUGAUAGAAAAUGGUGAAGCAGCUCGCCCAACAACCUCUACAGAUGUUUAUAGUUUUGGAAUAAUACUACUAGAGAUGCUUACCAGAAGAAGGCCUACUGAUCAUAUUUUUAACUACAACUUGAAUCUGUAUAACUAUGUCAGAAUGGUAUUUCCUCAUAGAAUCAACAACAUCAUAGAUCUUAAAAUGUUUACUGAAGAGGAAAGACAAACUAACAAAUGGAGUUGCCAAAACAUCAACAAUUGCUUGCUUUCCUUAGCAGAAGUUGGUCUCUCUUGCUCAGCUACAUUACCAGAGGAAAGGCCAUCCAUGAGAGAAGUCUCUACAAAGUUUGUCACCAUUGUCGUCCCUCGUCUUUUUCCCUCAUUGCAAAAGUAUAAAUCAUCAAAUACAUUAAAACCUCGUGUGCGUUAUUUUGAUGUAGUAGGAAAAAUUUGUCUAUUAAGUUCAUGUGCAUGUGUUCCAACGUGCUGUAGAAAGCCUGCAAAAAAAGUUCUCAUGUGUUUUGUUGCAAUGCAGCAAAGAAGUUCUCUUCCUCCGAUUUUUCUCAGCCCCUUGUAUUAA